UUCAAAUUCUAGAUGUCGAAUCUUAUGCUAUAAUCGUAAUCUCGUCCUCAGUGGAAUAAGGUUAUAUGUAUUGUAUAGUGUUCCACUUUUACAUCAGCCUUUGAAUUUUGAAACCUAACACUUGUAAUCUAAUCAUAGCCAAAAAAAAAAAAUUUCAACCCAAAAACCAAAAAACACAAACAAAAAAACCCACGAGAAAGAAAAAACAAAACAAUGAGAAGCCACAAUCAACAAAGAAACAGAGCCACCGGAGUCAAAUUCAAAACCCUUCACUUGUCCAUCUUCUUCUUCUUCCUCUUGUUCUUCAUCAAUUCAUCGUCUUCUUCGUCCUCUUCUUCGUCAGAUACCCACAGCUUCAUAUACGGCGGUUGUUCACAAGAGAAAUACACUACAAACUCGCCCUUUGAAUCCAAUCGCGACUCCCUCCUCUCCGCCGUCGUCACCGCCUCCUCCGAGGCUUCUUUCAACAGCUUCGCCGUCGGAAACGGCUCAUCCUCCGGUGACCCCACCGCCGUAUUCGGCCUCUACCAAUGCCGCGGCGAUCUAAAAACCGCCGACUGCUCGAAAUGCGUCCAGAACGGCGUCGACCAGAUCACCCUUCUCUGUCCGUACUCCUACGGCGCAUCCCUACAGCUCGCGGGCUGCUACCUGCGCUACGAAAACGUCGACUUUCUCGGGAAACAAGACACGAGUCUUAGGUACAAGAAGUGCAGUUCGAAGAGCGUGGACAAUGAUUACGAGUUCUUCAAACGGAGGGACGAUGUCUUGGCCGAUCUCGAGACGGCCGUAGGGUUCAAGGUGAGCAUGUCGGGAUUGGUGGAGGGUUUCGCUCAGUGUGUCGGUGACCUGACGCAGAGCGACUGUACGACUUGUUUGGCUGAUGCUGUCGGAAAAUUGAAGAACUUGUGCGGCUCUGCCGCUGCGGCCGAGGUUUUCUUGGCUCAGUGCUAUGCCCGUUACUGGGGUUCUGGUUACUAUGAUUUCUCCUCAGAUCCCACGAACGGCGACCACGCAGGGAAAUCGAUUGCAAUCAUCGUCGGAGUAAUAGCUGGAUUCGCGAUUCUUGUUAUUCUCCUUUCCCUCUGCAGAAAAUCCAUGCAUUAAGAUGAAGAAGACGCGACGAAAAUUCCUCGCUUUAAUUCCUUUUCUCCAAUUGAGUUUUUAUGGAAUUUCAUAUUUUUGUAGGAAGAGAAAGUUGGGAAAUGGAUUUUUUUUUAUAAAUUAAUUAAUAUUAUCACAUAA
Messenger RNA from Tarenaya hassleriana, 1242 nucleotides. Its product is annotated as cysteine-rich repeat secretory protein 15. The transcript has 3 exons. NCBI's taxonomy places the organism in Eukaryota, Viridiplantae, Streptophyta, Magnoliopsida, Brassicales, Cleomaceae. Gene Ontology annotation, cellular component: plasmodesma. Bases 214 to 1104 code for a protein of 296 amino acids. The record is from RefSeq and is a predicted model, not a curated record.